Messenger RNA from Aspergillus pseudonomiae, 2319 nucleotides. RefSeq lists its product as uncharacterized. The coding region runs from base 1 to 2319 and encodes 772 amino acids. The record is from RefSeq and is a predicted model, not a curated record. NCBI's taxonomy places the organism in Eukaryota, Fungi, Ascomycota, Eurotiomycetes, Eurotiales, Aspergillaceae. Gene Ontology annotation, molecular function: 5S rRNA binding; 3'-5' exonuclease activity. The transcript has 6 exons. Gene Ontology annotation, biological process: rRNA processing; ribosomal large subunit assembly. Gene Ontology annotation, cellular component: nucleolus.
AUGUCUCCUUCCACAGAUGCUCCCAAACAAUUUAGCCAACCUUCCCGUAAGGGCAAAAAGGCGUGGCGUAAGAAUGUGGAUGUGACGGAGGUUCAAGAAGGUCUCCGGUUGUUGAAAGAUGAGGAGAUCAAAGGUGGUGUCCUGGCAGAGAAGCCGUCUGAAGAGCUGUUCACCUUCGAUACCACUGGUUCAACAGAAAUUCGCAAAGCAUUCGAGAAACAGCACAAGCCGUUGAAAUCAGAAGAAAUCAUUGCUCAGCGGUCGGUCAUCCCAGCAGUAGACACUCGCAAACGCAACAACUCCAAAGUGACAGAUGGUGUUCUCGAACCGAAGACUAAGAAACACAAGAGCGACUGGGUUACCCGCAAGGAUUGGCUACGCUUAAAACAGGUCGCUAAAGAGGGCAAGCCCACCAAAAAGGUCACGGAAGGUGAAUUCUAUGAUCCAUGGGUGGAUGCUGAAGACCCAACACCUGUGGAGGAUCCACAAUUUGAUUUCCUGGAGAAGCCGAAGCCGAAGGUUGCGCCUGUAACGCUAAAGGAAUCCCCGAUUUCACUUGCUGCAAAUGGAAAAGCGAUUCCUGCUGUCCGCACACCGAACGCUGGUACAAGUUAUAAUCCCACCUUUGAGGACUGGGAUAGUCUUCUACAGGAACAAGGAGCCAAGGAGGUAGAGGCAGAGAAAAAACGCCUGGAGGAGGAACGUAAGGAAGAAGAAAGACAGCGUCUGAUUGCCGAGGCCAAGGAUGACGACGGCGAGGUUAAGUCGGACGAUGAAAGUGCCUGGGAAGGUUUUGAAAGCGAGUACGAGACCCCGGAUUGGCUGAAGAAGAAGCGUCCAGAGAGAAAGACGAAAGCGCAAAGAAACAAGAUCAACCGACGUAAGGAGGCUGAGAGGCAAGCAAAAUGGGAGGCACAGAUGAAGAAGAAGGAAGACCAGGUUGAGCUGGCAAAAUCUCUUGCGGAGAAAUUGGAACAGCAGGCGCUUGAGCGCGCCGAGUCGUCCGACUCUGAGGGAGAAGGUGAUGAUACUGUUUUGCGGCGAAAGCCCUUGGGUGGAAGGACAUAUGCACCCGACCAAAAGUUGGAGGUUGUCCUACCAGACGAGCUGCAGGACUCACUGCGCUUGCUUAAGCCAGAGGGAAAUCUGCUCGAUGACCGAUUCCGGACGUUAAUCGUUCAAGGAAAGUUGGAAUCUCGAAAGCCGGUUUCACAACCCAAGAAGGCAAAGAGAAAGUUGACGGAGAAAUGGGGUUACAAGGAUUUCAAGGUUCCAGGCCUCGCAAUUUAUCGGAUUUAUCGUCGAUUCUGGAAAGCUGCUCCUGCGCAUCAAAUAUCUUUCUUAACACAAUGCAAUAAGACCCACCUGACCAUUGGAAUGGAUGUUAAAAACCUUUCCAGCAAUUGGAAGAAACUCCAGGAGACGCUGAAACAGAAUCCCACGUCCAGCUCUACAAAACGCAAGACAUCUGAUCGGGAAGGCCAAAAUGGUGUGUUAAAGAAGCGAAAAACGGAGACAGUCGAAGGGAAAACCAAACUUGAACAAUCUCGUGUAUCGAAAAAGAGGAAGAGAAUGGCCGACAGCGCUGCUGAUGGAGGCAAGGAUGUCGUCCAGGAAGCCGCUGUGAAAUCCAUCUCCCGGAAGAAUUCUACCGCCUCGAUUGCGCCGCGACCUGAAGUGAAGAUUGCAAAGGUCAAUGAGGGCCGAUCACCGACUGCUGAACUAGGUAAAUAUGUUGCGAUGGACUGUGAGAUGGUGGGAGUCGGCCCUAACCCCGAUAACGACUCGGCCCUUGCGCGUGUCAGUAUCGUCAACUUCAACGGUGAACAAGUGUAUGACUCCUUUGUACGUCCGAAAGAAAUGGUCACGGAUUGGCGAACGCAUGUGAGCGGCAUACUCCCGAAGCAUAUGGUGGAAGCCCGGUCCCUUGAACAAGUUCAAAAAGAUGUUGCCGAGCUUAUGGAUGGGCGAAUACUCGUUGGGCAUGCCUUGCGGAAUGACCUGGAUGCACUUCUUCUAAGCCAUCCCAAGCGCGACAUUAGAGACACUAGCAAACACCCACCAUAUCGGAAGAUUGCCGGGGGCGGUUCUCCCCGUUUGAAAAUGUUGGCUUCAGAAUUUUUAGGUCUGGAUAUUCAGAGCGGCGCUCAUUCUAGUGUGGAGGAUGCAAAAGCUACAAUGCUUCUAUACCGGCGAGAUAAAGAUGAAUUCGAGAAGGAACACCUGAAGAAAUGGCCGGUACGAGUGGUGGUUGAGAAGGAGAAUGGAGACGACCAGAAGAAAAAGAAGAAGAAGAAGAAGAAGACGCGCAAGAGGUGA